AUGAUGCGGUUCGAAAAGGAGGUGCAACAGAAGGAGAUACGGCAGGAGAUGAAGCUGCGAUUGGCGCGACUGCAACAGCAGCAGCAUCUCACACAGAACAAGCCGCAGAUCAUCAUUGGCGAAGCGUUGCUGCAACAUGGGGCCAUUAGUCGCGUCACCAUGGCCACGCCCAGUCCGUUAACGCCCAAUUCGUUGGACGAGCUGCUGCCGUCACUUGAUGAGAACCAGGAGUAUCCACCCAGAAUUGAGUCCACUUACAAGCAGCUUAUCCAACCCAAAGCAACAGCAGCAGCAAUAGCGGCAGCAACAACAACAGCAACGGCAGCAACCAAUACUAAUGGCUAUAAUGGUCCUUGUAGCUCAUCGACUGAGGCACUCUAAAAUUGAACGCGAUCUCGUUGAAGCGAUCCACAAGUCCUGUAUACAUAGUACACACACCUAACAUAUAGUAUAUUACUUAUAUAGUAUAGUAUAGUGUAUGGGCACGAAAUCUAUCGAAAGUCUAGCGUUAUAUACAUAUAGUAUUGGAGUUCAGUUAAAGCUUAUUGUUAGUUCAUUGAAUUAAACGUCAAACGUGUUUAGUUAUAGCCAAUUAGAUUAUGUGUAACAUAGUAAGCGUCUCUCCCUACUCAAAGGCAAGAGCUAACCAAAACCUAUCAGUCAAGCCAUUCUUAAUAAAUUCGUGCUCGAAGUUGUAGUAUAAAUGCAUCAAUCAUCUCCACACAUUUUAUACGUAUUUUCACGCAGUUUUGUAGAAAUUAUACAACAUUAAACCGUCAUCAUAAUAAAAGCAAGCACAGAUUAUAUUUCAAAAAUGGCAACUCUAAGAAAUUAAUAAUUAUUUGAUAUACCGAGAAAGUUGAUUUUAUUUUCUAGAGAUAACAUUUUUACUAA
Molecule: messenger RNA, 894 nt
Organism: Drosophila sulfurigaster albostrigata
Lineage: Eukaryota; Metazoa; Arthropoda; Insecta; Diptera; Drosophilidae
Exons: 2
Coding region: 1-381 (126 amino acids)
Source: RefSeq, a predicted model, not a curated record